UCAUUUGACGUUUUUUCUACCUUCUCCCCCCUUUCCCUAUUUCUUCCCAAUAAACCCCUCAUCAGAAAGAAAAGCUUAACCACCUGAAUUGCACUUCGGUGCAAAAACCUUAACUACCUUCAAUUCAUUUCACAAAUUCACAUUCACGAAAACCAGAUCUUGGCGCACGCUCUUCUUUCACGGCGGUUCCAGAGAUCGCCACUAACAAUUUUCCAGAAAUGUCUCCAAUCUUCGAAUACUUCGUAGUGUGCGGGAUCGGACCAGAGAUUCGAUCCAUUGAUGGAACCAAAGGUUACCAUGGUCCUGGUUGGAUGUAUCUUCCUUCUCUUCUCGAUCAAUAUCCACCUUCUACUCACACUCUUUACCCUCCUGCACCUCCUCAGCUUCCAACUUGUGUUCUACCGGCUGGUGUUGUGUUUUAUUCGUCAGGAUUUGAUCCUAAUGAUCCUUCCACUUUUCCGCGGAGUUAUCCAAUUGUUUUGACCGAGGGUGAUGGUUCAAAAAUCUAUGUGAGCUGCAUUUCUUUCCGGGAUCCUGUUUGUGAAGAUAUUCUGGAGGCCUACAGGAUACAGGGGAAUUCCUAUGCUGACAAAUGCAUCUGUCUAGUUUCACGCUCGCCUAGUUUCAGUGUGCUAAGGAGUGCCCUAGAGGAACUGUUUGUUCUAUGUUUCUCGCCAACUGGAAGUAGCAAGCCACUAUGGGAUAUUAUAGCACAUAUGGUGUCCAAUGUACCUUUACCUAAUCCUGGAAAGGAGCGAGUUCUGUUUGCUAUUGAGAAUCGUCUGCUUUCUGUAGAGGCUCCACCAAACUAUGGACUUCCCCAUGUUGAUAUAUCAUUCCAGCCUCUGGUACAGUGUUUAGAUGUUGACAACUUCAUAAGACUUUUUACGGCAGUGCUGCUUGAGAGGAGGAUUUUACUUCGGGCAAACAAAUAUUCACUUCUAACUCUUGCAUCAGAGGCCAUUUGUCACCUAAUCUACCCAUUCCGAUGGCAGCAUGUAUACAUUCCAUUGCUGUUUUACAGCGGAGUAGAUUAUAUUGAUGCUCCUACACCAUAUAUGAUGGGACUCCAUUCUGGUGUUGAUACCACUGGGCUAACAAUGGAUGGUGUAGUUGUUGUGGACCUUGAGUAUAAUCGUAUCACUACAUCAGAGGAAAUUCCACCUAUUCCUGAACCAGAAUUCAGCUUUUUGCGUGGUGAGAUCACAAAGUUAAUACAUCCCAAUGUAAUUGGAAUUGAUGAAAUGAAGACUGGAAUAUAUAGUGUAUCUGAGCACUUUCCUAAACUUAGGGCUAAGCAAUGGGGAGAAGAACACAACCUUCAGCUAAGGAUGAUAUUCCUAAAGUUCUUUGCAACAUUUUUAAGUGGUUACCGCAAUUUUCUAGAAAAUAGUGCUACUCAGGUCUUCAACAACCAAGCUUUUUUGAAGAAGCGGUCUCGAUCUACCAACCAACCGUCAGAGCCCAUGAUAGCUCAGUUUCUUGAAUCCCAAGGUUUCUUGGAUUAUUUGGAGAGAGGGGUAGGUUUUGAUGAAAACAACAAUACUGUUCUUGAUAAGCUGCAAGAUGCAAUUGGAAGGGGUCAAAACCCUAUGUCAGUUUUUCCUUCAUCCGUGGUAGAGCCUGAGAUUAUAACGGUAUCAGAUUCUGCUGUUGGAAUAUCAGGGUCUAGUGCCAAAUAUACUCAUGAUAGAUUUCCGUCAAACAUCAGAACUGAAGAGCAAGAAGAAAAGAGGAAACAGAUUCUUUCAACCGUUAGUAAUGCCUUUGAGUACUCUGGAAGGCAUACUCCAAGCAAGGAUCCUUUAGCAGACAAUCUUACUCCACAAGAGAGAGCUGCUGAAAGGGACCUUAUGGUACUGGACAUUCAGGUUAAGCUGCAGGGUUUAUGGUUGCGGCUUCUUCAAUUGGAAACUACAGAUGAUCCUCUCUCAUCCUUUGAAUAUGGAACAAUACUUGCUUUGAUUGAAUCUGAUGCAGAGGGAAUUGGUGGCAGUGGAUUUGUUGAAUGUAUAAGGGAGCAUAUGCAUUCGGUUAGUAGUUUUACCGAUAAUUUAAUAAUUUAUUAUUUCUUUUUCUGGGGUAAGAAAGCUUCUGCUGGACCUUUUUUAUUCUAUCAGGGUUGGCAUUGUCAGCUCACUGAGGAACAGUUUAUUGCAGUGAAAGAGUUGCUCAAAACAGCUAUCAAUCGUGCAACAUCACGAAGUGACUGGUUGACCAUUAGAGAUGCUCUUGAGGUUUCUUCUGAUAUGUAUAAGAAAGACAAUAAUAAUGUGCCCGACUAUGUCCAACGUCAUCUUAUUUCUCUAUCUAUUUGGGAGGAGCUACGGUUUUGGGAAGGAUAUUUUGACCAUUUAAUGGAGCAAGCUCCAAAUGAGUCAGCCAACUACGCAUCUCUGGCGACUGCACAGCUUGUUGUGUUGGCUUCACACAUGGCUGGGCUAGGACUUCCUGACUAUGAUGCUUGGUACAUGAUCGAAACAAUUGCAGAGAGGAACAACGUCGGAUCCAAACAAUUUAUAAAAAUCAGAGGAUUCUUAUCCCAUAUCCAACAACUACGUAAUGGGUACUGGGGAUUCACCUCAAUGAAGGCACAGUCUUCCCUAUCACUUGCAUUGACAUCCCCACAUUCAAAAAACACCAAAGAUGAGGAUCAGCAACCAACUGAGGGAACCGGUGUUGGUAGAAGCUGGGUGCAUAGUAUGUUCAGCCGAAGCACAACAUCUAGAUCCAGCUCAUUUAGUCGUGUUCGUAGAUGGACGUCUGAUGGAGGCAAUUCAGCCACCAAUGAGAAUGGGACUCCUCGCAAACAAGAUUCAUCAAUUGGGGGGCAGAAGAAGCUUCAAACAAAUGUUCGCAUGCUUAGGGGUCAUAAUGGUGCCAUUACUGCUCUCCACUGUGUUACAAAGAGAGAAGUGUGGGAUUUGGUGGGUGACCGUGAAGAUGCUGGUUUCUUUAUUAGUGGAAGUACAGACUGCUCAAUUAAGAUAUGGGAUCCAAGUCUUCGUGGUUCUGAACUCAGGGCAACUUUAAAAGGGCAUACAAGGACUGUCCGUGCCAUAAGUUCAGACAGGGGGAAAGUGGUGUCAGGUUCUGAUGAUCAGUCUGUUUUGGUUUGGGACAAGCAGACGACUCAACUUUUAGAAGAGCUUAAAGGCCAUGACGGACCGGUCAGCUGUGUACGCACGCUCUCUGGUGAGCGUGUGCUAACUGCAUCCCAUGACGGCACUGUGAAGAUGUGGGAUGUAAGAACUGAUAGAUGUGUUGCAACUGUUGGUCGUUGCUCUAGUGCUGUUUUAUGCAUGGAAUAUGAUGACAAUGUGGGAAUCUUAGCUGCGGCUGGAAGAGACGUGGAUGCCAACAUGUGGGACAUUCGUGCAAGUAGGCAGAUGCAUAAACUUUCAGGACAUACACAAUGGAUAAGGUCACUAAGAAUGGUAGGUGACACUGUUAUUACUGGUAGCGAUGAUUGGACGGCAAGAAUAUGGUCUGUUUCACGAGGAGCAUGUGAUGCUGUGCUAGCAUGCCAUGCCGGACCAAUAUUAUGUGUUGAAUAUUCUUCAUUAGAUAGAGGAAUAAUAACAGGGUCAAGUGAUGGCCUGCUGCGGUUUUGGGAAAAUGAUGAUGGAGGUAUAAGGUGUGCAAAAAAUAUAACAGUUCACAAUGCUGCCAUAUUAUCUAUCAAUGCUGGGGAGCACUGGUUAGGUAUUGGAGCAGCUGAUAAUUCUCUUUCUCUUUUUCAUCGGCCCCAAGAGAGACUUGGUAGUUUUUCUUCUGGCACCAGCGGGUCCAAGAUGGCUGGUUGGCAGCUUUACAGAACACCACAAAAAACAGUUGCUAUGGUAAGAUGUAUCGCUUCAGACCUGGAAAGGAAAAGGAUAUGCAGCGGGGGUCGUAAUGGACUUCUAAGACUAUGGGAUGCAACCAUCAAUAUUUGAGCCUGAUACACACAUGUUCACGUUUGUAAUUGUAACUAGUUUUUAUACUCGGGCACAAGGAACAAUUCGUUUAUAUGAUUCAAUUAUAUAUAAUGUACUUUAAUGUUUCUUGGCUUUUCA
Messenger RNA from Trifolium pratense (red clover), 4058 nucleotides. Its product is annotated as DENN domain and WD repeat-containing protein SCD1. NCBI's taxonomy places the organism in Eukaryota, Viridiplantae, Streptophyta, Magnoliopsida, Fabales, Fabaceae. The record is from RefSeq and is a predicted model, not a curated record. The coding region runs from base 219 to 3938 and encodes 1239 amino acids. Gene Ontology annotation, cellular component: cytoplasmic vesicle. The transcript has 30 exons. Gene Ontology annotation, molecular function: protein binding. Gene Ontology annotation, biological process: regulation of Rab protein signal transduction.